Molecule: messenger RNA, 966 nt
Organism: Ambispora gerdemannii
Lineage: Eukaryota; Fungi; Glomeromycota; Glomeromycetes; Archaeosporales; Ambisporaceae
Source: the annotation of a GenBank genome assembly
AUGGCAACAACCACAAUUACAAUUCCACCAGCAGCAACGACAGAAAAACAAACAACCUUCUCACCCAAGCAAGAAACAUCUGAGAAAGAUUUAUAUGAAAAAUCAUGGGAGGAAAAAUUGUCUUAUAUCUUUUCGAUAAGAUUCAUAUUAAUCUUAUUGCUUGGACAAAUUCUUUCGUUCUGUAUCACCGCGACAUCUGUGACCACACAGAAACUCGCGAUAGAUUACGGAGCAAAUUUUCCGACUACACAGAAUUUGUUUAAUUAUAUUCUGUUAUGCGUUGUGUUUACGGGGAUUACUAUUUGGAAGUUGGCCUUAGUUGAUGUAGAAGGAAACUACUUUGUAGUAAAAGCAUACACAUACACAUACACAACAAUCUUAUCGGCAAUGUUACUCGAUGCAUGGACAAUUCCCGUAGUAGUUGCUUUAAAAUUGACAGAUAUAGUGGUAGAUACGGGCGAUCAAGUAAAAGGCGAUCUUUUUUGUCUGCUUGGCGCAACAUUUUAUGUGCUGUCGAAUGUCGGCGAAGAGUAUCUCGUUAGACAGUUUCCAUUUAGUUUUAUUAUUAGAUCGAUUUUGGAGCGUAAAGAGUUGCAUGAUAAUAAUUGGACCGGCGGAAUGGUUGGCCUAAUAAUCGCAUACUUGCUCGCAAUGUUCGUCUUGUACAUGCUCACGCCAGUGCUUUUCCGAAAAUCUUCCGCGGCAUUCUUCAACAUCUCGUUGUUGACAAGUGACUUUUAUACAUUGUCGCUUGGAUUGCGAUUAUUUGAUUUAAAGAUGUAUCCAUUAUACCCACUCUGGUAUUCCAUGAUAAUUCUCGGCUGUGUUAUUUAUUACGUGUACCCAGCGACGCAACCUAAAAUCAAAGAUAAACAAGAGUUGGAAAUUGAGAAUACGACACUGGAAAACAAUGAGAAAGAGUCUGAAGUAGUGGAAAAGUCUAUGUCAAAGUCUGAAGCAGUGUAA